Molecule: messenger RNA, 996 nt
Organism: Vigna umbellata (rice bean)
Lineage: Eukaryota; Viridiplantae; Streptophyta; Magnoliopsida; Fabales; Fabaceae
Source: RefSeq, a predicted model, not a curated record
UCAAGAAUAUGCUAUCUAUCACAUGCUGGCUAUAAAUAGCAAGUUGAUAUCUUCCUAAAAUCAUAAAGAGAUUUUCUAUAGUAUCACAAUGAGGCCUUCUCUUGCUAUGUUUUCUCUUCUAUUUGCUUUCUUGUUAAGUGGCACCAUAGAAGCAAGGAAAGAUCCUGGGCAGUAUUGGAAAGAGAUAAUGAAAGACCAGCAAAUGCCAGAAGGACUUCAAGGCCUUCUUCCAUUUCAAUAUGAAAAUCAUCCCAAGACUCAAGAGCAAUCUGUUAAAGAUUCCAAGCAUGAAUGUGAAGAGCCUCUUGAACCUCGACCAAGUAUUACUAAAUAUAAUGAUUUGGAACCUCGACCAAGUGUUACUAAAUACGAUGAUUUUGAAGUCAAGUUAAGUGCUAACGAAAAAGAUGAUUUUGAACCUAGACCAAGUACUACAAAGUACAAUGAUUUUGAACCAAGACCAAGCACUACAGAAUACAAUGAUUUUGAACCAAGACCAAGCACUACAAAGUAUAAUGAUUUUGAACCAAGACCAAGCACUACAAAGUACAAUGAUUUUGAACCAAGACCAAGCACUACAAAGUACAAUGAUUUUGAACCAAGACCAAGCACUACAAAGUAUAAUGAUUUUGAACCAAGACCAAGCACUACAAAGUACAAUGAUUUUGAACCAAGACCAAGCACUACAAAGUACAAUGAUUUUGAACCAAGACCAAGCACUACAAAGUACAAUGAUUUUGAACCAAGACCAAGCACUACAAAGUACAAUGAUUUUGAACCAAGACCAAGUACUACAAAGUACAAUGAUUUUGAACCAAGACCAAGCAUUACAAAGUACAAUGAUUUUGAACCAAGACCAAGUACUACAAAGUAUGAUGAUUUUGAACCAAGACCAAGUACCACAAAGUAUGAUGAUUUUGAACCAAGGCCAAAUGUUUCCAAAUAUGAUGAUUAGCUCUUGAAAAAGAGAAGUCACUCAAGAACAUCGUACUCUUA